Molecule: messenger RNA, 1490 nt
Organism: Daldinia vernicosa
Lineage: Eukaryota; Fungi; Ascomycota; Sordariomycetes; Xylariales; Hypoxylaceae
Product: zeta toxin-domain-containing protein
Exons: 1
Coding region: 348-1445 (365 amino acids)
Molecular function (GO): ATP binding; kinase activity
Source: RefSeq, a predicted model, not a curated record
GCUGUAGUUACUUUUAUGGGAAUAGAGGCGCACAUUCGCAUGCUAUAGUCUUACCACAGUCAAUUAUAAGCUACAAGGUCCAUGGUCGGCAGUUGUCCUACCCCCACGCAUAAGUCAGUCUUGGGACUUGGUCAGAUGGCAGGCAAACUUUACCAUUAAUCCCUUACUAAUAAUUACCUGCCUCCCCAUUACCCAGCGUGCUUUAUCAAAUCAAACCAUGUAUCCUCCUCAUACCCUUAUAAGAUUCCCUCGAAUCAUUCAGGACGGAUACGUCCGCCUACUCCGCCGUAGCGUCGCCUUAUUCCCGUAUAGCAAGCAUCUUUCCGGCUCGGCGGGCGCGGUGCAUAAUGGAUAAUAUCAAUCCCCAGUCGUACAUUCUUUCCGAGGAAGAAUCGCGGAUUGUAUUUGAGCGAGAUAUCCUCCCUUCCGAACUGAGCGGACUCUCUUUAGCCGAGGCGCCUAUCUCCAAUAACGGUAGCGGAGUCGCGAGAACCCCGCUCGCGGUUCUGCUCAUCGGCCAGACAGGCGCCGGGAAGACGCGCACAGCGCCCGCGAUCAAGAAUGCCCUGGUCCGUCUCCGCGGCGGCGAGCGGCUCGCGCAUUUCGUCGCCGACACGUAUAAGACGUUCCAUCCAGCAUACCGCAUGAUCCUCGCCGCGCGCCCUGCUCUAGCCUCGUCGGCAACCAGCCCCGAUGCGCGGCGCUGGCUCGCCAUGGCUGCAUCUUACGCUGCGUCGCAGCGCGCCGACGUGCUUAUCGAGUCCGCAGCUCGGCACCCGGGCGAUUUCGCGGACCUGGCGCGCCUCUUUCGCGCAGAAGGAUAUCGCGUCGAAGUAGCCAUCCUGGCGGUCCCUGCGGCGCUCAGCCGUCUUGGCAUUCUGACGAGGUUCUACGAGAAGCUGCCGGAGGCCGGGCCGCAAGGCGGACUACCCCUCCGCCUGACGCCGGGUAAAGUCCACGAUGAAUCUUAUGCGGGGUUAUUAGAGGCAGCGGCGUUUGUGGACUCGUCGGACGCCGUCGACCAGGUUGUGGUUGUGCGGCGGGAUAGCCUGGUGGCGUAUGCUAACGAACGAAUUAGAAACAUAAGCGACGGUGAUGGCUGGAGGUGGGGACCGAGUACUGCCGAGGCCGUGCGGAUAGAGAGGGAACGGCCGUUGACGGCUGGGGAGAAGAUAGGUGCUGAGCUUAGUUUACAAAGGCUUCGGAAGAUGAAUGUACCCGGCCUCGAAAACCAGCUAGUAGAAAUCGAAAGGAUGCUAGAACCCCUUUUAGGUGCUCUCGACGACUCAGUGCAUUUACCCUUGAAACCCCUCUCUCUCCCUAAUUCGGUGCACGAUGAUCAAUUCGAUGUUGAUGCAGGCCUUACGCUUGGGACGACGCCACCAGGUUGUAUUCGGUCCCUUUCCUCGAAGGUGUCCACUAGUGUGAAUGGGAUAAAUCUAUGAGACUAUCUCUUAGCAGCAUUAUAAAUACUACCUACCUAGGCAUAU